Aplysia californica (California sea hare) is the source of this 1565-nucleotide messenger RNA. RefSeq names its product calmodulin-beta. Bases 831 to 1334 code for a protein of 167 amino acids. The transcript is spliced from 5 exons. Gene Ontology annotation, molecular function: calcium ion binding. The record is from RefSeq and is a predicted model, not a curated record. Lineage: Eukaryota; Metazoa; Mollusca; Gastropoda; Aplysiida; Aplysiidae.
CUUUUAAACAAUCGAGACUUGUGAAAGACAUUUCGAAAGCCCUGUCUGAGAACUCACAAACAACUUUGUCAUGCAACAUGAAUGUAUUAUCUUUUCUUCCUGGUAAUUAUAUUCUUUUCUUCUCCCGUAUAAUAUUUUGUUUCUGCUUCUCUGCCUGACUUUUUCUCUGCACUUAAUGAUUUUUGUUGUGUGGCUGUGCUUCUCAAGCUAAAAAAACAAACAAAUUUAAUUUGACUUCUUUUUCUUCUUUUACCCCACUUUUCUUCUUUUCCUUUUUUUACUAAUCGCAACACCAGCGCUUUUGUUCAAAGCUCACAAACAACUCGUCGACAAGAAAAGAUGUGAUUGUUGUCAGUGCUCAUUUCUAUUUCGAAAUCGGGAAAAUCGAAAAUAAAAUGCUUUUGUGUUCAUGUCAAGUGCCCGAAAGUGCAUUAAUGAACUGUGUUUACGUGCGUUGUCAACGCCAAAGCCUCGGUUACGGUACUAAAUUUCUAAACACCGGAAGUUUUAAAAAGAAUCAGCUUCUUCUCAUCCUUCAGGCUCUAAACCGAACGCAAAGGAUGAAAAGCAAGAGGAAAGACUGAAUACCCUUUAAUCUGUAUUUCAUUCAUUAUAAAGCAGUAAUAGUGUAUGUGGCAUGAAAACACCACAUAAACGUUGAAAGGUCUCGUAAGCCUCUAUUCUUGUGGAUUCAAAAGAAACAAUCGGCAUGGCUUAUAGAUGCUUGUGUCCUGAAAUCAAACUCGCAUAUGUCAACGAUAAAUUUCAGCUGUAGUGCUUUCAUGAAAACAUGAGUCACGUUUUUCAAAAGGGCAGCCACACGUAACAUUAUGGGGAACUUGUGCUGCAAAAACGUCACAUCAAAAUCAAGGAAAGGAAAAGGAGACAAGUCGUCGAUGGGGCAGCAUGCUUUUGUAGACGAUUACAACGAAAGUUUUAAAAUCUUCGACAAGAAUAAGGACGGGAACAUCUCGUUGGACGAGAUUCUGGAGACGUUCCAUGAGAUGAACUUGCCUCUCACCCAAGAGGAAGCCGCCGAUCUCAUAAAUGAGUUUGAUGUAAACGGUGACGGCGUGAUAGGGUUCGAAGAGUUCGUGCAGUUCAUGAAGAAGUACCUGAACGCCCAGGAGACGGGGGCCUCCGCCAUGUUCCACUACUUCGACAUCGACGGCGACGGCUGCAUCACGGUGGACGAAUUUGUGCUCACGAUGAAGUUCCUGGGAGAGGAACUCACUAAGCAAGAUGCUGAUCGCAUCCUGGGACCGUACUACAGAGGAGGAGAGAAGAAAAUAAAUAAGGAAGACUUCAACUCAAUAAUGAGGAGCUACAUAUGAAUGAAGACAUGUGGAUGAAGCAGGACUGUGCAGCUCUGAAGGGGGCGUGUUAAUAAUGAGCUAGUGUGCUGUGUGCUGUGUGUGUAUGUGUAUGUGUGUGUGUGUGUGUGUGUGUGUGUGUGUGUGUGUAUGUGUGUGUGUGUGUGUGUGUGUAUGAGAGUUUGUUUGUGUGAAUGAGAGAAAGAAAAAGAGAGGGAUGAAAAUAAAGAGGCUUAAAAAGAGACAAGAGUC